CCGCGGGUCUUUUGGGACAAAAACACAGUGUGCAGAAAUGGCGGGUGUCAGGACUUCUCUUCGCCUGCUCGAAGCGCAUACCUGACCUGUAAUGUCUUCAAAACACCGCAAAAUACGAGCUAACGUCACAUAGCAAAUGAAGCAGAGGGGCGCCUAUGUAAAUGCGAUGGAGAAGAAACUGGCUGAAUACAAGUGUGACACAAAUGAAGCGACCUGCCUAAAGUUAGUGCGAUUUCCUGAAGACGUUGAGGAUGAUGGCACCACAUUCCACCCAGAGUACAGUCACCAACUAUUUGGAGAUGAUGAGGUCGCUUUUGGGUACAAAGGUCUUCAGAUUCAGCUCUUCUACACCGCCGGAAACCUGAGUACACUCUUCAAAGUGAAAUACUCAUCAAAAGUUACAGACACAUUUGAUUGUGUGGAGGCCGACGACGUUGAAGCGAAGAUCCGGGAGAUAAUUCCCGCUGGUUUCACCUCCAACACCGAUGACUUCAUCUCUCUGCUGGAGAAGGAGGCCAACUUCAAACCGUUCGGUACCAUGCUCCACUCAUACACAGUCCACAACGAGGAGGCAGAGCAACUCACCUACCAGAUUCACAAGGCUGACAUCAGCUGCCCCGGAUUCCAGGAGUACCACGAGCGCCUGCAGACCUUCCUCAUGUGGUUCAUCGAGACUGCCAGUUUCCUCGACAUAGACGACGAUCGUUGGGACUUCUUUCUUGUAUUUGAAAAGUACAAUAAAGACGGGGAGACUCUCUACGCCACUGUUGGCUACAUGACAGUUUAUAAUUACUACGUAUACCCAGACAAAACCCGACCACGUGUAAGCCAAAUGCUGAUCCUGCCUCCUUUCCAAGGAGAGGGCCAUGGCGCUCAGCUCCUGGAGGCCGUGCACAGGUUUUACUGCAGCCUGCCAAAAGUGCAGGACAUCACAGCUGAAGAUCCCUCAGAGAAUUACGUGAAGUUGAGAGACUACGUUCUGACGAAGUUCUGCCAAAACCUGCCGUCCUUCGAUGCGGACAAGCUGCACCUCGGCUUCUCCACCGACAUGAUCAGAGAGGCCCAAGAAAAGUUGAAAAUCAACAAGAAACAUGCGAGGCGAGUUUACGAAAUCCUGCGUCUAAGAGCAACAGACAUGAGCGACGAAGAGAAAGCCAGAGCGUACCGGUUAGAGGUGAAGAAGAGGCUCUUUGGACCCUAUAGGAAAAACCAGAGGGAGCUGGCGAAGAUGAGGAAGUGCUUACGGCCAGAGGAGCUGGUGUCCCACAUGGGUCAGCUGGACACGCAGACGCAGCACGAGGAGCUGGAGAAAAGCUACCAGCUCGCCGUGGACGACUACAGGAGAGUCAUCGAAAGGCUAGCAUCGCAGGCCUGAUCCUGCUGGGCCACAGUCCGGUCUGUACAGACGUUGCCGCAGCACUCGCGCUGCAGCCAACAUGACGCUGGUCGAGUCCUGCCUGAUUCCCAGCUGAUGUUUCUAUACCAGAGGAAGUAAUUCAUUCAGGUUGAGUGGGGGGGACUUCCUGUUUCUUCCAUGUGUUUGAUCACAUUGUGCGAUAUGAAAUGAUGUGUAAUAAUUUCACAUGGAACCACAAGUUCACUAUCCUUCAAAUAAACUCGAUUUAUUCUCCAUUAUUUUCUUAACCUCUGCUGUCUGCAGUUUCAGGCGUUUUUUUGAAGGACUUCAUUGUAAAAAUGAAAUAGUGUUUUGUAUGUUGUUCAAAUGGGGGUCAUUCUUAAGAAAACAAAUAAAACGGAGUAACCAAAUUUGA
This is a messenger RNA of Xiphophorus maculatus (southern platyfish), 1772 nucleotides long. RefSeq names its product histone acetyltransferase 1 (gene hat1). The coding region runs from base 137 to 1375 and encodes 412 amino acids. NCBI's taxonomy places the organism in Eukaryota, Metazoa, Chordata, Actinopteri, Cyprinodontiformes, Poeciliidae. Gene Ontology annotation, biological process: subtelomeric heterochromatin formation. Gene Ontology annotation, molecular function: histone binding; histone H4 acetyltransferase activity. Gene Ontology annotation, cellular component: nucleus. The record is from RefSeq and is a predicted model, not a curated record. The transcript has 12 exons.